AUGUCAGGACAUAUAGGACGACGGCUGUUCUCGACACUGCGCACCAGCUUUACCUCCGGCUUCCAGUCCAGCUUCCUCCAGCCCGGUCGACAGGGUGCUCUCGGUCCCUUCACAGAGAACUGCCAUGGCUCGGCUUCCGGCUUCAAUCUAUUUCGGAAUCGGACGAUACGGCGAUUUUCGAGCUCGAGACCGAAUAAUGUGAGGAAGGUCAGUCGCCAGUUUGCAUCAGGCGGAUUGUUGGUGGUUGGUACAACGUCUACGAGGAGUGCAGCUACGGUAGAGACGGGAGCGGCAGCUUGUGCAGCUGCUUCGACGGAGAAGAGUGUCUACCAUGGCUGCAGGAGAUUUGGAAACAAUUUGAACGGCCUGGGGCUUCAGAGUGCUGCCAGCUGGGGAUGGAGACGGUCUCUACAUACAUCGAAGGAAGGAGGCGAAAAGGAGCAUACGCCAGAAACGAGAAGACAGCAGCCAUCAGAGCCAUCCAACGUGAAUGCAGAAGCAUCUAAACCGGUUUCUGGGCCAGAGACUCCAGCUGGACCUCCAAAGGCUGAUGGAGGACAUGGUCGAUACCAUCUGAUGGACCGGCUACCGCAUAUGCAUCGGCCAACUAAGGAAGAGCUUCUAGCUGCCGCCACGGGAUUCUGGUCGCGGCUGAAAGUGCGAUUCAAGUGGUUUUCCAUCAGGAGUGUCCGGCCAUUCAAUGUUGAUGAAAUUAGUACUUUUUUCUCCUGGGUUCUGCUUGGGCAUGUGUUGUGGAUUAUACUGGGGACGACGACCUUCUUCUCACUCCUCAUAUUUACUAUCAAUACCGUUUUUGCACAAGAAACCCUUGCAAGAUGGAUCGGUAACUAUCUAACUCGGUCAUCCGGAGUGAAAGUUGUCUUUGAAUCGGCAAUUGUGCCCAAAUGGGGUGACGGAGUGAUAACCUUCAAGAAUGUGUUUGUCUCCCGCAGACCAGGCCAAGGGAAAGGGAAUGUGAGCAAAGGAUCGUCGAAGACAGUUGCCGCCGCCGCAUUUCAGGAGAUGGACCACCCUCGCCAGCAGAACGAUGAAGAGACAGAGGACUCAAACUACACGCAAUUCGAUGUCUCUAUAGAUACAGUCAACGUGACGCUAUCCUUUACCAAAUGGUUUAAUAGCCAUGGUCUGCUGAAAGAUGUACAUGUCAAGGGCAUUCGGGGUAUUGUUGACAGAACGCAUGUCAAAUGGUCAGAAGCGGAUGCUCAGAUUGAUCCCAAAUCAUACCGGGUAGAGCAUAACCCAGGCGACUUUGAGCUGGACUCUUUCAAGAUGGAAGACGUUUUGGUCACUAUAUACCAGCCUAACAACUUCCGGCCAUUUACCCUCAGCAUCUUCUCAUGCGACCUACCAAGGCUACGACGGCAAUGGCUUAUGUAUGACUUCCUGUCUGCGAACAUGAUGUCUGGUUCGUAUGACAAUUCUCUAUUCACCAUCCACCCACGCCAAACACAUCGAUACACAGGAGCCCAGCUACAAGGCGGUCUAGAAGAAGAUGGUGGCCGGAGUCCCUGGAAGAAACAUAACCGGAUCCGCAUAGACGGUCUGAACAUCGACCAUCUCAACACGGGAGUCCAAGGCCCCUUCUCAUGGAUCCAUGAGGGCACUGUCGACAUUGUUGCCGACCUUAUGCUCCCAGCUGAAUCAGACGAGAGUCUAGGCAAGGUCAUGUCCGAUUUCUACGAUAGGAUGGAAGCCACUGUUACCGCCGACCGAUACCAUCCAAAUGAUAGUGCACUGGCCCAGAACGAAGACAACAAGCGAUUUGUGGUCACUGACCUACGCAUACACUUGAACAAUGUACGCGCGGUAGUGCCCAUUUUCAACCGGGACUUGUCUUACGUUAAUAAUGCCCUUAUCAGGCCCAUAGUGGCGUAUAUCAACAGCCGACGAACUUUCAUCCCCAUCCAGUGCCGGCUAGUUAAGCGAGCCAGCGACUUUGAUGGUAGCUGGACCAUCUUCGACAGCGGACUGAUGGACGAUCUCUCUGCAGAGGUGUGUACUUACUUGCUCUUUCUUUCUACGCAGCCCAAGCUAACUGACCCCUUACAGACAUACGAUGCCUUUGCACGAGACGUUGUCGACGAGCAGGCUCGGACACGACGCUUCAAGAAGGUCGGCCUUUGGUCUCUCCAGCUCGCUGCACAGGCCAUCUUCAUGGGCAUGGCCGGCAAUAUCAUUUAG
Messenger RNA from Trichophyton benhamiae CBS 112371, 2202 nucleotides. RefSeq lists its product as uncharacterized. NCBI's taxonomy places the organism in Eukaryota, Fungi, Ascomycota, Eurotiomycetes, Onygenales, Arthrodermataceae. Gene Ontology annotation, cellular component: mitochondrial inner membrane. The record is from RefSeq and is a predicted model, not a curated record. The transcript is spliced from 2 exons. Gene Ontology annotation, biological process: mitochondrion inheritance. Bases 1 to 2202 code for a protein of 733 amino acids.